Molecule: messenger RNA, 4551 nt
Organism: Prorocentrum cordatum
Lineage: Eukaryota; Dinophyceae; Prorocentrales; Prorocentraceae
Source: the annotation of a GenBank genome assembly
AUGGACGAUGUAGUUUCCGAGCCAGAUGGUGUCGUCGAGCUCGGAAGAUUGGUCCCAUCGCCCGAUUACCGUGUGCCGCCGCGCGACGAGGAAAACGAGCUGGUUACUUCUGUAGUAGGACAAGACCCACAGUGGAACGGGGACGUUGGCUUCGAUAUCGUGGCCGACGUCGACGACACAGGGGCGACCAUUUUCCCAGAACUCAAGAGACUGAAGAGCUUCUGCAUCGCUUUCUCUCUGAACUUCCCGGACAGCACCCCCUCCCAGGAGCUGUCGUGCACGGAGUGCGUCACCGAGGCGGACUGUGGCAACUACAACGCCGACGAGGUCUGGUGCCAGUCUCCGAUCGCGGCGAACUGCCUGGCUCCGGACGAGACCGUGCUGACCGACGGGUUCGAGGCGUUCACCUUCAAGCUGAGGCCGCAGGUUGACAGCCCGAUCACGGCGCGCACCGUCGUGCGCAUCUUUCUGCGGCCACUGACGCAGUGGAACAUCGCGGCGACCUGCUUCGUCGCGUUCGACGGGGGAGCGUGCCCCGCGCCCGCCACGGGGGGCGUGUGUGGCAAUCCCGCCUGCCAGUCGGAGGCGGUCGCGGGCGGCACUCCGGAGAUCCCCCACGACCUGCCCUUCAACACUCUGAGGAUCACGCUGCCAGACGUCAUGGGCGACAUCACGUCGGCCUCGGGCGGGGUCUUUAUGAAGGUCGGUAGUCUCAGCCUGCCUCCAGGCGGUUUCUUUCCGCAGGGGUUCUCCGCGGAGUUGGAGAGUGAAACGGGGGCCCCAGACGACUGGCAGCCCACGUCCGACAACGUCAAGGUGUACAAGACUCCGAAGAUCGUCGCGGCGUCCCUGGUGACUGCGGACGAUCCCCUUGUUAAUACGAAGCCCUUCCGAGGGGACACAGACAACAAACUCUACGUCCGUCUGGUGAGUGGCGCGAACUUGUUCGCCAACCAGCAGGGCGACGUGAAGCUGACCGUGAUCUCCCCGUUCGGGUACGCGUGCGCUACCACCGACACCUUCGGAGGCACUGUCCCAGAUGGUCUCACCGUUUUCGACGACAAGGUCCCCAACACGAAGGGCCGAUUCGGAGGUGACUCCACCAAGGAGGAGCUCCAGUUCUCCAACAGUCUCGACCCGAUCGGCUGCGCCGUGACCUUCAAGGCCUCCAUGAUCCUGUACGCCAUGUCGGUCGUGUACUUCGAGAUGAGCGUCGACAAUCCUCCGACCGCGCUGCAGCAGAACGACGAGAGCAACGUGUGGUCUCUGCGGACCGAGGUGACAGACGGUAUAACCUACACGCUGGACGACUACCCGCUGUCUGGCCAAACGUACGCUGCGUGCGCGUCGCCGCAGGAGAAGCUCUACUGCAUCUACGACAUGGGCUCCGACUUCGGCGGCAGCGUAUCCGUCCUCGGGUUGCUCUCGGAUGUCAUUCUGCAGCCGUUCAACUUCGGCGCGAGUGCGCUGAACGAGAUGUUCGUCUUCUUCACGACAGCGCAGACGGUGGGCACACUGGACGCCAUGGAGUCCGAGGUGUGGGUUGACGCCCCCUCGACUUUUGACUUCGGCCAGUACUGCUCCGCGUCGCACCUCCCCGAGUCCUAUUACAUCCCUGAGGGUAAAGGAACUACACCUUUGCCCACUGGCGACGUGAUCAACUGCCUGGGCUCGCUGGCUGCAUCUGGCGAGCUGACGUACAACCGCGCGAAGAUCAAGACGACAGGCCGCCUGUUGGCGACCACCCCUUAUGGUUUCAGUGUGAAGGUGACCAACGCUCCUUACUAUGUGUUGACUCAGCUGACCGAGUGGAGGAUCUGGACCUACACGCAGUCUGGCGUCGCCGUAGAUGGGGCCUAUGAGACAGCUCGCUUCAACCAGAUGGAGGAUGCCGGAUCUGACAGCUGGGGCAUUUACCAGCUGUCGAUGCCCUCGGCGAAUUUCGGCGUGACCAUAUCCGACCUGCGGCCCAGUAUGGACCGGGCGGCCACCGACAUCAUCGUUUUCCCGAUCGUGGUGCAGACUGCGAUGGACCUACAUGUGCGCAUUCUCGCACCCGCCGAGUACAUAUGGGACUUCCAGCAGGACGAGUUCAAGUACAAGGCCGCCGGCUUUGGCGUGGCAAGCAACCUGGUCGUCGAGGGCGCAGAGGCCGACCUCCCCAUCAAUUAUGGACCGAACGCGCCACAGACCGCGCCUUUCAACCGCAUCACCCUGGACUCCAUCCAGACCGCCUGGACGCCGGGGGUGAAAUACGGGUUUGCCGCCAAGAUUCGGCUUCCUCGCUACCCGCCGACGGGCUCUGCAAACUACUUCUGCAUCGAGUUCGGGUUCGACGAGACCUACGACGCCAACAGGCUGGAGGCGGGCGUCACCGAGGGCCCACAGAUUCAGACCCUGAUCAACGGCGGGGUUUCCUUCACUACAAGUAUUACGAGUGCCAACACGACUAUCACCUUCAGCGUGCAGACUAUCACCAGCAUCCCAGUGGGUGGCGGCAUCGUGAUCGUAGGCCCCCCGAACUUCAAAUUCGAGUACCCCCUGUGCUCGCCGAAACCAGCCGAGGGAUUCCCUGAGAUGCCGUACGACUCCACGUGUCUCUUCACGGAGAUUGUGUCUACGGGCCAGCCGAAAGUGUCGAUCGUCGCGGGCGCGUCGGGAAUUCCCCCUGGGUACUAUCGAUUUUCUUUGGAUGCGACCAACCCGCCAAUCGUCAGGUCACAGGACGAAGCCGGCGAGUGGGUGAUCCAGACGUAUAGUUUGGUGAGCGAAGGAACCUUGCUGGAUUACGACACCACUAUUGCCAGUUUCCCCAUCGGGGAUACGAUGCUUUAUGCCGACUUGAUCAUGCACACGAGGGCUCAGGAGUUAGAAAACCAGCCAUGCAUUUUCCUCACCCAGGCGGAGCAAGCCAUCGACUCUCAGCGUCCUGUCAGCACUUGCGACUUCGAGUACUGGCAGUUCUACUCACCCCAGGGGUACCGGGACGACCGCCCUGGCGUGCCCUCGCAGCUCAUCAUCGCCUUCAAGCUGUCAAGCACACCCGUCGGCACCACGUCCGAGAUCGUUGUCCGCGCGCCAGAAGGCUAUGAAUUCGACAUCGAAUGCGAUGUGGUUGUCGACUCCACCCGUAUCUUCGACGACAGCGCGACCACCGAUCUGGGCCAAGAUUCUGUGUCCGACACCGAGAACUUGGGAUACACGGAGGAUGAGAACACCUUCGAGUCGCGCUUCGCCAUUUGGCCAGCUACUGCUUCCGUUGCCUCGUGCAGUGGCGACGCGAACGUGGCCAGGAUCAUCAUCGCUUAUGGACUCGAGUCAGGCGAAGUGACCACGGAUAAUCCGAACCCAUUGCCUUACGUGUUUCGCUUGGGCGUCGUAGCGAACCCGACCUCCACCCCGAGCUAUAACAAGUUCGUAUUGGAAGUCAAUUCUGCGACUUCGACCGAGUUCAGCGCCGAGUCCUCCGUGCCGUUCGACGGCGUCGACAUAUGGUCCUUCAAAGAUGUCUCAAUUGUGCAGUCGACCACUGCAGCAUCCACACAGGCUCUCACUAUCAUGAACACGGUCACCAUCACUUUCCGGCCUGUUAAUAGCCUUCCCAACGGUGGACACAUGCGGGUCCUCGCGCCGAGCAGCUUCGCGAUCCCGACAGUGUGCGACGUGGGCGUCGAGCUUGAUGCGGCGGACAUGCCGGUGAUGGAGUCGGAGGUCAACCAGGUGCUGGCCUUGAAAUAUUCUGAGUUCCGGGAUGGCGACGUACUCUGCCAGGGCGACAGCACGCCCUCCUCACGCGCGAAGCUCGUCUUCGUGACCGAUGUGGCGAGCGGGAAGUAUCUCAAAGGCGGUUUGAUGUACCACGUCACGCUUACUGUUCAGAAUCCCCAGACCACCGCUGACGUGCCCGAGUACUGGAGUCUAUAUUCUUACGAGGACACCACGACGAACAGCCUCAUCGACUCCGCCAGCUUCCCGGGGUUCACGAUCAACGCCGCCGUCCACGCGUUCGACUACGUGUCCCCCAGCUCCACGAACGCUCACGCAGUACAGGUGGUGACCUUCAGCAUCUCGUUCCCGAGCGUCGUAGACUUCGGCGAGUCGGUGCGGGUCGUGGCUCCCGUGAGCUUCUACUUCGGCACGAUCGGCGACGCCAUCUGCCCGCAGUACGCGCACCUGAGCGGCUCUCUGGCCCUCACGGUGCCCGUAUGCGCCGCGAACACCAUCACGUGGACCCUCGAGCAGGAGACCGUCCCCGCCUACUCCCCGUCGACGUUCCUGGUGCAGCUCAGGAAUCCAGGGACCACUCCGCAAACGAACAUGUUCCAGGUGAGGCACCUCGCGGCGGACGGCUCGCGCAAGUCGUCAAGGAUUGUCAGCGGCUUCUCCAUCGUCCCGGAGCUGGUGGCCCUGGCCGUGUCGCCGACGCCCCUUGGCUCGCAGUGGGAAGCCCAUCCAGCACAGCUGGACACCUUCGGCCUCGCGCACAAGGCUUGCAGGCACCUCGCCAAGGAGUACGUGAGGAACGUCACCGACCAGCUCGUGCGGGCAUAG